Plasmopara halstedii is the source of this 3810-nucleotide messenger RNA. RefSeq lists its product as uncharacterized. The record is from RefSeq and is a predicted model, not a curated record. The coding region runs from base 1 to 3810 and encodes 1269 amino acids. NCBI's taxonomy places the organism in Eukaryota, Oomycota, Peronosporomycetes, Peronosporales, Peronosporaceae. The transcript has a single exon.
AUGGAUAAGUCGCUGCCGUCUUACGAAGCGGCAAUGCGCGAUGCUAGAGAGUAUUUGCGACGUCGUGAUUUAUCGUCUCAGGAAGAAAUUCCACUGUACUUUGCUUGGCAGCGCUUGUACGCAGCUGCCAAUGCUAACCUUAGCACAAAUUUCUUACAAGAAACUCAUGAUGAGUUUCGUUCUCGUCAAGGAUCUCGACUUGCACCACGUCGAGGUGUCCCACCACCCUUACUCACGUCUUUUGACAAAAUCCGUCGCACAUCUGCUCAAGCUUCAGCAUUUUUGCGAAAAUCACCGUCAGAUGUUGCUAUUGAGAUGAUGGCACGUCGUUAUCGACGUGAAGCGGAAAAGCUACGCUCGUCUCGAGAUGAUUUGAUCAACUCAUUAAAGGAAGUUGAAAAACGGCGAAAGAAAGUGAGAUUUAGGAAAUCGACAUCAAUUUUGGACGAUGAAGACUUGCUGGCGAGUAGUGAAGAUAAUUUUUCUGAUACUGAGACGUAUAUAUCGAGUAGAGCUCAAAUGGAGAACAAGGCUCGAGGCUUUGACAAAAGAAUGAAGAAUUAUUUUCAAGGGAUGAGAAACUCGGGACUGGAGGAUGAGGAUGACGACGACUUUCAUGCUCCACCGGUGCUCAAAGCGCAUGCAACCGCAAGUACCAACAAGCUUAGCGAUAAUUGGAUGAAUGAUGAUUCCGACGACGAGUUAGGAGUUGCUAUUAAUCCUGUCAAAGCAGAACUGAAGUCGUCAACAAACCCGUCAGUAUCUAAAACUGCUAAUGUGGCAGCCUUGGAAGCACAAGUUGCAGAUUGGCGGAUGCCACCGGAUCUUAACCUUAAGCCUCUGGCUUCAAAGAAAGAAACUAUUCGACCCUCUUCAGCAACUGGGUCCCAUCAAAGCCAACAAAGUGGGUCGCGCGAGUCUAUAUCCGAAGUGGUUGAAAAGAACGACAUGAAGAUUGAUAAAAACGUAAAUGGACAAAAGGAGAACGAAUCACACGAAAUCUUGGAUCAAGAUGUCACUGGCCUUGUCAUCGAAAAUGCUAAGACACUGCAAAAUAAAGAAAAGUUACCUGCGAGUCAAGAUGUUGACGAUCACGAUAUUCCUCCCAGUCCCUCUGGUAUCGAUAAAAGGUAUUCUGACAUGCUGUCUAGUAGCGCGAACAUUACCCCUUUGAAAUCAGCAUUUCAACAAAAAUUACUUCAAUUGACACAUGCAGUGGGAGAUAUGCAGGUGUCUAUUAAAGGGAAGAAGCUACAAGUAACAUUUUCAGGUGCAAUCGACGAUGAGGCAGCUGACAAGGAGAAUUUAUCCGCUGAAAAGUCUACAGGGCUCUCACUUAAGGGGAAUGAAGUAGCAGAGGAUCACGACACAUUUGACAUACCGAUAAUUGAACGGGUAGAGAUGCACGAGAGAUCUCAUUCUUCGACAGGUGUCAGGUCUCAAAAUGAGGGCGAGAAUGCGUCUCGAACACAAAAAAAUGUAGAGAGUGCUGAUUCAAAUGCUGGUGGCGAAGACUGUUUAGAAAACGAUCAUUUGGACAUCCUCCGAGGUCGACAAGACAGUAUGUAUACCAAUAAUGGCUUCACGAAACAAUCCAGUCUUUCUAGUGCAGAUAAGCCAGAGAAAAGUGAAAAUAUUGAUUGUCAGUUUAAAUCUACGAAACAAACCGAGGAUGCAUUGAAGCGAACACCAACACCAGCUGGACUUGGCAAUGAUCGUGAAGCAAACGAAACAAUAGAAGAUAUCGAAGGGCGAUUAUUUGGGAAGAGAGUAUCUCAAAGGAUUGACGCUGAUCAAGAAACUUCACGUUUUAAGAGCAAUAUUGCUGACAAAGGCAAUGUCGAGGCGAGUAUAAAUGUUGUUGUCAAUUUGGAUGCUCUGGACAAUGUUCUAGAGAAUGAUGUAGAAAGUAGAGAAAGUAUCGUCAAAAAUGGUCGUGGCUUAACUUUUCGUCAAAAUAGCCGCGAAAUGACGCAACUUUAUGGAGGUGAGGGUGACGAAAACUGCUCAUCGAAAACGGCGGUCACUCAAGAGCAUCACAUGGCUGACGAGGAAGUGGGUUCUCAAAAUGGUUUUGAAGACUAUGAGCACGAAGAAUCUAGAAGUGAUGAUUACAGUUUUUCAAAGAAAGAUGUUAUGCAUCACGACUUGCAAUCUGAAAGAUCCAGGCAAGGAAGUCAGAUUGCUUUUGAUAGUAGAAAAAAAAUUCCGGGGGAACAACAUGAUCGUUUUGAUGAAUCAGUGAUUGAUUCACAGUCCACAUUUAGAGAUCACGAACUAGCUACAAAUUAUAAUGAAGACGACGUCUCUAAACGUUGUGACCGAAAGAAGCAAAGAAAACAGUGCGAACCUGGCUCGGCUCGAUCUAAACCACAUGACGUUACCGAAAACGAGUUGCAAUCAAAAAGCCAUGAUCGUGCAGAAUCGAUCGCUUCGUCUCAGCGAUACAUGAAUGGCCCGAUCGUUCAGUCCGAUGAUGUAUUGGAUAUGGAUGUACGCAAUAGCGAAGAUAGUGACGACGCCCACAGUGAUCACGAACACGCGGCUGAUCCUUGUCGAUAUGCUCGGAAUAGUGCCAGCUUUGGAGUGUCAAAGGGUGAUAAAUCGACAUCGCAUCAGCGUGAUAAUCAGACUCAUAGACGGCAAUCGCUUCAUAAAAGCUCUACUGACGCAGCUCGUGGAUGGAAACCUAGCAUGACCAGCACAAAUACAAGUGAUUUGACGCAACAAAAAAACCAGGAGUGCGAUACGCAGUAUCUAAGUGAUGAAAGUGAUGACACCAACGUCGACAACGACAUUGAUCAAGAAAUGAAAAUGCAAGAUAAAUCUGUUACGUUUAUUGAUGAUGGCGUUAACAAAACGGUGGAGCACCGUCAUGCGGUACAUCACAAUGCGUCGGGUCGUUUAUUACGAUCUGAGCAGAGUGCAAGGACUCAAACUCGUACUGCGCGCCAGUCUCACAGUGAUUGCGAUCAAGUUGUUAACAAUGAAGUCUACAAUGACGAAGAGCUUUGUAGUGAUGAAGAAUUAUCCUACGGGGAAGGGAGUGCUCCUAAACCAGAGACUUUAUUCCAGCGAUACCAAGAUAGACGACGCAAUCGAACUGAUCGACAAUCGGUAGCUAGCAAGACAGAGACACGUGGCAGAAAUUGGGGUUCCACACAUUCUAAGUCAACUCAGCCUACAUUAUCUGACAAACGAAGAGUAAAUACCUACGACUCUUCUAGUGAUAGUCAGAAUGAUCACGACGACCGAAAUGAACGUAGAGUUGACCAUUGCUCAUGUUCAACACACGACUGUCAUUCCUAUCGAUUGAGUAAAUCUUCUCCCAGUAAUAAUCGAUCUAAUAUUCAAUAUGCUGCACACAAAGGAAGUCAUUCUUCGGAACGGAGUACUUCAGACGUUCAAAACAAUCGAAAGGCUAGGGUGAAGAGUCAAAUGAGGUCAAAUAAUGCUACAGACCGGCAUCCAAAGGGAAUUGUAUGGCCUCCUGGGAUGGAAGAAGAGUGCAUUGCUCGACUUGGUCUUGAUGUUCAUCAUCCAAUUGCACCACCAGGACUAGAACAUUUAGUGACUGAUGAACAAUGGGCGGACUACUGGAUAUGGCUGCACUGGUAUUCGUCGUGGCAGAUGUGGUAUUUAAAAAAUGACAAGAAAUUAAAACGCCGAUCAAGUGAGGUGAAGCGAGGUCAUCACCCUGCAGAUAUAAAGGAAGCAAAAUAUUUGAGAAAGAAAGACUGUUCUAACGCGAACUGGUGGGUCGACGUUGGCUCAAAUGAGCACAAACACCGAAAAGAUCGGUGCCGUUAA